Messenger RNA from Juglans microcarpa x Juglans regia, 378 nucleotides. Its product is annotated as probable pathogenesis-related protein ARB_02861. The coding region runs from base 1 to 378 and encodes 125 amino acids. NCBI's taxonomy places the organism in Eukaryota, Viridiplantae, Streptophyta, Magnoliopsida, Fagales, Juglandaceae. The record is from RefSeq and is a predicted model, not a curated record. The transcript has a single exon.
AUGAGUAUUGCCUUUACACAGAAGUUGGACCAAACAUCGGUGCCUCAGGAAGCAAAUGCUGAAAUAAAGUGCGGAACAUGCCCUUGCGCGAACCCCUGUGCCCAGCAGCAGAUGCCUUUACCACCGCCACCGCCGCCGCCGGCACCUCCAAAGAAUCCUUCCACACAGUAUUGCACUCCUCUGACACCGCCACUACCACCACCGCCACCAAGAUUCAUUUAUGUCACAGGUGUGCCGGGGAAUUUGUACGAGACUGAUCCAUAUAAUACUUGGGUGUAUUACUCGGGUGCUGGACAGAACGUGAUUGGGAUCAUGAGGUUGCUGCUUUUGGUUGUUUGUGGAAUUUUAGAACUGAUAGUGAUCGGGUGGCAGAUGUAG